CAUCAUCUCUAUUUCCCUCAUUAUCCACACAAAAAGAAAGACUACUCAUCUUCAACAAUGUGAUAAUGCUCUCAGAGCUGAAAUCCAUACCAGAAGCCUAGCUAGGCAGUUCAUCUCCAUUAAUUUUGCCAUGAAUCCAGUAAUUCUCUUUCUUAUUUCCUCUAUGUUUUUUCAGUCAGCUAUUCUGGGAGGUGAAUCAGCAAGGGCAGUAAAAGGUAACUCCCAGAUUAUUGUAAUGGGCCUUGUUUACUGUGACAUCUGCUCCAACAACACCUUCUCCCCUCACAGCUACUUCAUUCCAGGUGCUGAGGUUAAAAUAGAUUGCGUAUUCAAAGCAGUGUCACCAAGAAUUGCAGAACACAUAUCAUUCUCAGCGAAUAGAACUACAAACAGGUAUGGGGUGUACAAGUUGGAAAUCCCAUCAGUUGAGGGAAUCAAAUGUGCAGAAGAUUCUGCGAUAGUUUCUUCCUGCCAGGCAAGCUUAAUGCGGAGUGGAUCUCCAGCUUGUAAUGUUCCUGGUUUCAAAUCCACAGCAGAUGAAAUAGCAGUCAAAUCAAAGGAAGCUAAUCUCUGCAUCUACAGCCUCAAUGCUUUGAAUUUCAGACCAUCAAGGAGAGACAUUGCCUUAUGUGGCAAGAAAAAAAUUAAUUAGACCUCAUUUUCUCCAAGGAAACCAGUGACCUUGGAUUUCUUUUCUCCUUGAUUUUUAGGCCACCAAUGUGGAAGAUAAUAUAUAUUUAUCUUCUCCUCUCGGCAUUACUUAAUUGUAUGGUUGUUUGUGCUAUGCUGCCAUAAACACUCAUGCAGGGAGGCUGAUUGGUUACUUAUAAUGUAUUGUUUCCAGUUCCAAGUCACAAUGUUAUGGAAAUGUAUAUACAGUGUGUUAGUUGUUUUAUAAA
This is a messenger RNA of Rosa chinensis, 899 nucleotides long. RefSeq lists its product as uncharacterized. The transcript has 2 exons. The coding region runs from base 131 to 652 and encodes 173 amino acids. The record is from RefSeq and is a predicted model, not a curated record. Lineage: Eukaryota; Viridiplantae; Streptophyta; Magnoliopsida; Rosales; Rosaceae.